CCAUGGAAAGGGCCUCACAAAAACAUGGGGAAUGAAAUUGCACAAAAUGUCAACAAUUUCCCAGUCGACGAAGCAGACGCCUGCUUGCUGGAUAUCCUCCCCAAUGAAUUACUACUAUAUUUGCUUAGGUUCCUUCCAACGAUAGAUUUGUUAUCGAUUUGUAAGGUAAAUCGCAGACUAAAUGACAUUUGCGUGGAUUCAGCUUUGUUGAGAUAUGCUGAUUUUCAAAAAUGCUACCGUGUGACUCCCCACGCGCUUGAAGAAGUGGCAUGUCAUUCCAAGCGAACAACAGUCCAAAGUUUGAACAUCUCUCACUGCUUUUGGCUGACGGGCCACCAGACACACAUAGGUGCUCUGAACCCACUCAUGCCACACUUGGAAUGUCUUGACAUCCGGGGGAUUUCCGUGUCCCUGAAGACCCUGAAUCGGAUAUUGUCCUGUGCCAGGUCCCUCAGGUCACUGUCCUAUGAACAUCCAGGGCUGGUGCAGUCAAGGCAGUUCAGCAAGCAGGCCCUGGCAACCUGGUCUCAGCUCACUGAGCUGAACGUAGUCGUCACCAGCAACUGCCUGCAUGGCGCCAUUUUCUGGCUGUGCACAGGCCUGCGAGCCUUCAGCCUGGCCACUUCGCACCAGGCGCUGGGGUCACACACCUGCCUGUGUGACGAUUUGCUGUUCAGUAGACUUCCCCUGCACCAGCUGGAGUACCUGUCGGUUGCUGAGGAGGCCGCUGCCCAGCACCCGCGGAGUUGCCAGUGGAAAUUCUUACGGUGGAGAGUGCUCCUGGGCCAGAUGAAAGCCCUGUGUGUCUUGCCCUCCCUCCUGGCGGGGAACCUGCGAGAUGCACCAGACUGGGACACGGAUCCAGGAUGUGCCCCAAUCCUGUCCCUGGAGAUGGACACUCACUGCCACUUUGCCACCUUGGAAUCCCGCAGACUGCAGAGCAUUCGGCACCUUGGUGUUGAAUUGAAACACAGAUGCCUGACACAUGAGUUCCUCACUUCGAUAAGCAAGUUCUCUCAUUUGAGAAGUCUGAACAUAAGUGGGUUCUUUGCAUACACGCACAACAGGGUUUUCAAAGACAAGGAAGAUUUUUUAAUGCUCGUUAAGGUUCUUGUGGAGGCACAGAUCCCAUUGGAACAUCUGAAUAUGAGCAAUAUCAGAAAGGGGUACUUGCAUGAACAGGGCACAACCAAUUGUCUUGGCUUACAAAUUGGGCAGUUGAGAGGUCUGAAAUCUCUAGCAUUGCCUAUAUGUGGGCUAGCAGAUCAAAGUAAAUCACAACCAGUUUGGAUGAUGUCAUCGCAAGAAUCAGCCAAUCCCAAUGGUGUACUUGAUUACCAUACCACUAGUUCCAAUAAGCGCCAGCGAGUUGGUUCCAAGGCCUGCACAUACAUCAUGUGUGAGAAUUGCGUGGCUGAAGUUGAGUGCCCAGCUGGUCAAAGAACACUGGCAGAGGACAGUACCACUAACAGUGGUAGGUGCAUCUACUGUGGCAGUAACCUGGCCCAGGUUGUCAGCGGCACACCCCUGAUGGAAUGUUUGGACCUCCAAGGUGGAAGGUGUACUCUUCCAUUGAGUGUGUCAAUCGGCUCACUGGGGGAUGAAUCCAAAAGUGCACCCUGUCCCCCCUCGAGUUUUCCCUCGGUGUCGGAGGACACCCUCCUGUGCAUCUCUCGCUGGACCCGCCUCCGUUCCCUGGUGCUCGGCCACUUGCCCACCUUCCUCCAUGGCCAUUCCCUGGUAGCCAUUGCCAAACACUGUAAGCAACUGAGACAUCUUUCCCUGAUCCACCUGGGUCGCAGCGGCCAGUGCCAAUUUCUUGCGGGACUGUGCGAGGCGUUGUCGUUAGCCAACUGUCUGGAGGACCUCAAGUUGGAGCAUGACAACAUUGACGGCGUGUCGCGGUUGUUUCAUGCAUUAGAGAAGUGCCCAUCCAUUACAAGGCUCUGUGUUGUCUCCAAGAAUGGAAGUGUGAAGCUAGAUGAUGUGAUCAGGUUGUUUGACCACUGUCCAAAGCUUGUUGUGUUGUUUCUGCUGUGCUCUCUGACGGUCGCAGCAUGUAAGAGUCUAAAACAGGAGCUCACUCUCAGGUUUGGGGCUGAUCGGCUAGCACUGCGCCUCGCCAUUGGUAAAUAUCCGUCCAACAAAGACUCGCUCAAGGAGUGCCUCAAGGGAAUGCCUGACGUCCACAUCAGGGAAGUCUUCCUGGGCAGUGAGGUAGCUGCACCGCCCUCAUGGGAUGAACUGCAAGCAGACAUCCAACAGGAGGCCAGGGAGUAGACUGGAUGACCGACCUCAACCAGGAAGCAUAGACUUUGCAGUCAAUUUCACUGUUCUUCAGUGCUUGGAAAUGGGCCCGAUGUAAACUGUAUUUGUUUAGAAAAGAUAUAGGGGUUACCAAAAAUCAUGGUAUACUGCCUGUAACCGGUACUCUGUGUUUGUUUUUGCUUAGCACAUAAGUUGGCCACACAAUAUUUCUUGCCGUGCAGCUCUGUGAAAUGGGUUCUUGUUAAAACCUGACUUAACUCCAGCAGCCAGUUUCAGAGGCCUUUACCCUAUGACAGAACUUCACUCACGCCUUAAUUGACUGUGUUACUUGUGCAGUUCAGAAACGUCUUAUGAUAGUAAUGAGGUGCCUUUCCAUUUGCACGUCAACACUUGCACAAAGCGUUGUGUAUCCGUCAAAAUUGCUCCCAGGGCGAUUUUGAUGGCUGAACA
Acanthaster planci (crown-of-thorns starfish) is the source of this 2718-nucleotide messenger RNA. RefSeq names its product F-box/LRR-repeat protein 18-like. Gene Ontology annotation, biological process: SCF-dependent proteasomal ubiquitin-dependent protein catabolic process. Lineage: Eukaryota; Metazoa; Echinodermata; Asteroidea; Valvatida; Acanthasteridae. The record is from RefSeq and is a predicted model, not a curated record. Gene Ontology annotation, molecular function: protein binding.